This is a messenger RNA of Hypoxylon fragiforme, 219 nucleotides long. RefSeq lists its product as uncharacterized. The record is from RefSeq and is a predicted model, not a curated record. The transcript is spliced from 3 exons. Lineage: Eukaryota; Fungi; Ascomycota; Sordariomycetes; Xylariales; Hypoxylaceae. The coding region runs from base 1 to 219 and encodes 72 amino acids.
AUGUCCCACCACAGGAAAAUUCGACCGCUUCUACGCGCGCUGCUGCUGCUGUCGCUGCCCCGCUUGGCAAUCAGAGCAUUCCUUGUGCUUGCACCAGGUGCAGUCGGUGUUGAUGACGAAGAUGCCGCCACAUUUGCAACAGAUUACAUCAGUGCUACCGGUGCUGUUGGCGAUGGUGUCAGCCAGAACCGCGGCACAUUUGGUAUGAAUUACUUUUAA